AAGUAUGAAACCGUGGUUGGAGAAAGGGGGGCACAGCUGAGUGGAGGCCAGAAGCAAAGAAUAGCAAUUGCCCGAGCUCUGGUUUGCAAUCCUAAAAUUCUUCUUCUUGAUGAGGCAACAUCAGCUUUGGAUACU
Molecule: messenger RNA, 135 nt
Organism: Pterocles gutturalis (yellow-throated sandgrouse)
Lineage: Eukaryota; Metazoa; Chordata; Aves; Pterocliformes; Pteroclidae
Product: ABC transporter B family member 27-like
Exons: 1
Biological process (GO): transmembrane transport
Molecular function (GO): ATP binding; ATP hydrolysis activity; ATPase-coupled transmembrane transporter activity
Source: RefSeq, a predicted model, not a curated record